AUGUCGAACCAAGGCUACUACCAAGGCGGGCCUCAGCCUCAGUACCCACAGCAAAGCUACGGUCCCCCAGGCGGCGGCUACGGCCAACCCCAACAAUACGGCGCUCCACCACCACAACAGCAGAUGUACUACGGUCCCCCGCAAGGACAAUACCAACAGGCACCACCACAACCAAAGCAGAAGAAGGAUAGAGGAUGCUUGGCGGCUUGGUAA
Molecule: messenger RNA, 213 nt
Organism: Alternaria viburni
Lineage: Eukaryota; Fungi; Ascomycota; Dothideomycetes; Pleosporales; Pleosporaceae
Exons: 2
Coding region: 1-213 (70 amino acids)
Source: RefSeq, a predicted model, not a curated record